UUACCUAUGUACAUGUUGAAGGACUAAGUUUAGAAAAUCCUGAAAAGUCACUGCAAAGAUGGGAGAAGAGCAGCAGGCUGCUUGUCUCAAUGAAUUAGGGGAAAAUUACACAGGCUGGCUGGCCAAGAGACUUGGAUAUGACUGGAAACUGCUGGCCUUUGAGCUUGGAUUCACACGUCAGCAUCUCUCAGCUAUAGAAAAGAAGAUCGAAGGUAGCGUCCGGGCGCGAUGUGCGGAGAUGUUCCAACAGUGGGAGGCGCAGGUCCCGGAGCUACACGAUAAAGUCGUGAUCCUGAGGCGAGCGUUCGUGGGGAUCCAGCGAGGAGAACUCGCGGACGACCUGUACCAGCGUUACACCCAGAUCCCGCCAUGGCUCAACAGGUAUCAGGAGAAGAACAACUGGAACACACGCACGUUCCCGCCCAGGCCUAAGGACGAUUUCAGGCUGUUCCAACUCCCACUGGAAAUUACUGUGGAACAACCAGGCCAAGACGCAAACAAAUAAACAAAUAACAACAACUGAAACACACGCACGUUUCCGCCGAGGCCUAAGGACGAUUUCAGGCUGUUCCAACUCCCACUGGAAAUUACUUUGGAACAACCAGGUCAAGACGCAAACAAAUAAACAAAUAACAACAACUGGAAUGGUUGCAGAUUCCCACCCAGGCCUAAGGACGAUUUCAGACUGUUCCAUAUCCCACUGGAAAUAACUGUGGAACAACCAGGUCAAGACGCCAACAAAUAAGCAAAUAAUAGAUAACAAUGACAAAUAACAACAACUGGAACACGCUCAGGACGAUUUCAGGCUGUUCCACAUCCCACUGGAAAUCACUGUGGAACAGCCGGAUCAAGACACCAAGAAAUAAAAACGAUGGAAAACAUUAUCUAGAGCAAAUGGGUUCCCUAAAAACCUGUAUGGGUGUAGCCUUCAGUCACCCUACAUCAUACGUCUACAACAUUGGACCAGAGCCAGACAAGAGUUACAAUUCUCCAUGUAUCAUAUUACACCCCCUCUGCCUUACAUUUUGGCAGGCUACUGGCACACACUGAGGCAUUAUAUCAGACGUACCAACUAAUCGCAGUACCUCCAUUUUCACGGAAGUAACAAGGCAGUUUGUGUAUGAAAUCUAAUAAGUGUGACCCUUUGUUUCCAGAUUCAACAGUUUUAUGCAGUUUUCAAUAAAUUGUCCAUUACU
Molecule: messenger RNA, 1196 nt
Organism: Branchiostoma floridae (Florida lancelet)
Lineage: Eukaryota; Metazoa; Chordata; Leptocardii; Amphioxiformes; Branchiostomatidae
Exons: 3
Coding region: 59-505 (148 amino acids)
Biological process (GO): signal transduction
Molecular function (GO): protein binding
Source: RefSeq, a predicted model, not a curated record